This is a messenger RNA of Polyodon spathula (Mississippi paddlefish), 4066 nucleotides long. It is a transcript of the gene foxj1a, whose product is annotated as forkhead box J1a. Bases 164 to 1528 code for a protein of 454 amino acids. Lineage: Eukaryota; Metazoa; Chordata; Actinopteri; Acipenseriformes; Polyodontidae. Gene Ontology annotation, biological process: regulation of DNA-templated transcription. The record is from RefSeq and is a predicted model, not a curated record. The transcript has 3 exons. Gene Ontology annotation, molecular function: sequence-specific DNA binding; DNA-binding transcription factor activity.
AGUGCAGCCACAGGAACUCGAUUUCCAAAGAGGGGAAUUUAUUGGAUUUUGAAUCAGACCAGCUGGUUGAAGAAGGAAGUCGUCUAGAAGUUUAUUUGCCAGAAAAAAAGAACAACGAGUGUGCAACUGAAGGAAUCGCCAAACAGAAUUGAGAGGCGGAGCCAUGUCAAUCCUGACCUGUGCAGAAAUGGCUGAGAACUGGCCUCUGAGCUUCCUGGAAGAGGAGGCAAUAGCAGCAGCUUCAGCGGCCGUGACUGCUGUGGACGAAAGCAACAGUAGCAACAGCUCAGUCAACCUGGAUGACAGUCUAACCAGCCUGCAAUGGCUCCAGGAGUUUUCCAUUGUCAACUCUGAUGGCAACCAGCACGUCAGAACAGCUCAGCCCAGUCAUGACCUAUAUGGGUGCCUGGAGGGCUCAGAGGGGCCUUCCUCACCCCUCGCUGCCGACCCAGCCUCCAUGGGCAUGCCUCACACCCCCGGCAAGCCCUCCUCCUCUGCCUCCAUCUGCCGAACCGCCCAACACCCCGGCCUGGGACCCCAGGGGGAACCCCUGGAUGAGGUGGACUACCGGACCAACCCUCACGUCAAGCCCCCCUACUCCUACGCCACUCUCAUCUGCAUGGCCAUGCAGGCCAGCAAGAAGAGCAAGAUCAUGCUAUCUGCCAUCUACAAGUGGAUCACAGACAACUACUGCUACUUCAAACACGCCGACCCAACCUGGCAGAAUUCCAUCCGUCACAACCUGUCCCUUAAUAAGUGCUUCAUCAAAGUCCCGCGGGAGAAGGACGAGCCCGGCAAAGGUGGCUUCUGGAAGAUCGACCCCCAGUAUGCAGACAGGCUUCUCAGCGGGGCCUUCAAGAAGAGGAGAAUGCCCCCAGUUCAUAUCAAUCCCGCCUUCCAAGCCAGGAUGCGUCCAGAGCCCAGCUUAGCCAGCAUUGCUGAUGUGAUGAACAGCCAGCUGUGUGUGAGCCAGGAAUCCCAGCAGCUCUUGAAGGAGUUUGAAGAAGUCACCAACGACCAGAACUGGGAUCCAUCAGAGAUGGGGAAAGUUGGCCACAAGAGGAAGCAGCCCCUACCCAAGAGGAUGAUGGUCAAGGCCCCACGUCGCUCCAGCUCACCACUUCUCACCACAGAGGAGCAGAAGGAACUGGGCUCCCUGAAGGGCGAUUUCGACUGGGAUGCCAUUCUAGACUCUGCGCUCUCCGGCGACCUCAGUGAAGAACUUGAACAUGUGCCUCCACUGAGCCCCAUUCCUGGAGAGGUGAACCUGACCGUCCGGGGCACACACAUUGACCGACCUGAGCAGUGGAGCCCCCUAGAGCCCAGAGGCCACACAGACCACAUCCUGACCCAAACCAACCAGAGCAACCUAGACUUUGAUGAGGAGACCUUCCUGGCCACUGCUUUCCUGCAGAACCCUUGGGAGGAAGGCAGGAAUGACUUUCUAUCCAACUCGGCAGUCAGCCUGGACCAGCUGUUUGACCUGGGUGACUCCUUCUCAUGCAGUAGGAUAGAGGCAUUUCUAUGAAGCAUGCUUUCAACUAGGUAGACAGUUUACCAAUUGUAGGGGACCUGUCUAAUCGACAGGAAAACAGACAAGAAACAAACAUUUCACUUGGAUACAAGUGGCUCUCAGAACUGGAAAGCUUAAGCUAUGAAACAGUAGAUACUCAAUAGACUUGACCCCUAGUCAAAGACAGGACUCAAAAAACCCUGUGGGGUGAGUGGCCCAAUAGUGCAUCGUUAUUGAAUUUAUGUAAAAUAUGUAUAAAAAGACUUAAAUUUUAGCUUUGCAUGCAAAAAAAUGAAUUAAAAUCAUGAAAAUAUACCUAACCUAAAUCAUAAUUGGGUUAUACUCUCUUUUGAUAUGAUCUAUCUUUUGUGAAUACAUGCAGUAUGAUAAUAUAAGAUGUAUUACAUAAUAUAUUGGCUUAGUUGAGUAUCUGGUCUAGAGUCUAGACACUGUUAAUGUUAGCUACAUGGACCAACUGUGUUUCAGAUCCACAAUGACUCUCCACAAGCAAUUGCUACUUUGAGAACACAAAAAGACUAUUUUGUACUGUGUAUUGUAUGAUGUAUGUUUCAUAUAUGUCAGCAAUGUAUCUUGGGUUCUUGUAGAUGCAAUUUCUAUUAUUAUAGGGGAUCAAAAAAUACAAUAGAAAUGGCAUUCUUAUGAUUUUGUUUUGAACCGUCUCCAUUGUAUUUAAACAGCACAGACUGUUCAGUAUGUAGACCAUCAUUAUUGGCUCCCAGCAUACACAUUGACAGUCACAGAAACUGCCUGUGUGUCACAUAACAGGAAAGGAUGACAGCGCUUUCAUUUAUAAUGCAUGAGCAGUUUAACACUCCCAUGCUGCCUUUCUCCAGUCCCUUUGGACUCGCAGACACCUUAGACGUCAAAUCGACAGCUUCACAACAUUUGUGAGAAUUUGCCAAGUCUACAGAUCAACAUCUACAAAAAACAUGCUGCAGUUUACAUAAAGAGGUAAAUGUACAAUGCUUUAAAGACAGUUUCUCCUCAUUCUCUGAAGUACACAGUUUGUUUUUUGCUGUGGAUUUUGUUGUUUUCUAGCCUAUAAAUUCACUUCUUUCCUGUUUUACCAGUAAUAGGACACCACCUGAGCCAAAGGUGUUAUAUUGCCUGUAAGCCAGAAAGUGAAUGUGUAGCCAUCAAACUUACAGUGUUGUGUUUAUUGUUCUAUCACAAUACAUGGGCUUUACCUGAGGCCGAUUAAGACAACGUUUAUUAAAGUCUGGGUAAUUACUCCCUUAAGAGAAGAUUGGAUUUUAUCAUGAUUUCAUCUUUGGAAUAUAAGAGUAAAGCAUAUAUAUUAAAAAAAUCAUCAUAGUAGCUAAAACCAUUGUGACAAUUCCACAAAGAAUGGAUUCCACAGCUAUUCCAUCAGGAGUAGAAUGGCAUUAUAAUCUACGGCAUUUAACAAGUGGUAUACUUCACGGGGGUGGACUGUUGUUUCCCUCUCGAAUGCAACUCGCAAUCAGUCUGUGUUGUAUACAGUAUGCAGAUAUUAUUUUCAAUUUCUCUUUUAUAUUUGCACUUUUCUUUUUGGAUAAUACAUGUCUUACUGGCACUGAAAACUGCAAUUAACAUGUGCAAUUAAAAAUACUGUGUUUUUUUCCCCUAACUCAAAGUUGCAUUAAAAAAAUGUUAAAAUUAGGUACCGGUAGUUCUUUGAGUUAAUGUGUGUCUUGGGUGUCUGGGGCGGGCUGUCCCAUUAAACAAGAUAUACAAUAGAAGCCUGUUUUAUCCGAAUCGCCUUAUUAACUGCAUUGCAAGCCUGACCCCGACAAAUUCAGAAUGGCUGGCAAACGAAAAAGGACAGUACUUACUCUAGCUGAAAUAUUAUUGAAUGGUCGGAAAAGGCUGAACACACUGUUCAACUUGCUAAAGGGUAUGGUUUGGGAAAGUCAACAAAUACUGACAUAUAAACUGCAAAACAAAACUUGAGAAAUUCUCAAGUACAGUGCAAUCAAGCACUGCCACAGCACUGUGAAGAACUAUGUGACACUGUGAAGACAACGCGAGAGAAAGAGCUUGCACAUGUGGUUCAUGCACGAAAGAGAAACGGGCGCUCUCUAUUUUAUACUCAACUACAUCCAGAGGACAGGGUUUAAAGUUAGUGAUGGCUGAACAGUUUUAAAGAAGACACAGCAGCUUUGCUUAGCAGGAGAAAAACUCAGCACGGAUACAACAGAGUUAGAACCGUUUCAUCAGAAAAUACUUCAGCGUAACACUAAGGAAACACAGUGUUUGGACCUGUGAGAAGAAUGCUAAUGUUUAAAUAAACCGUUAGAGUACAAUAGAUGUACAUGUAUUGCUGGGCUUUUUGUAAACUUGUGGUUAUCCGAAUGUUCAUUAAUACAAACUAUCUAUGUCCCCCAAUCUGUUCAGAUGACAGGGCUUCUACUGCAUUUUAGUUUUCAAUACUUUUAUACAGUCUCUGGAAUCCAUGAAAUUUCAAAAGAAAACAUGUAUACAGUAUAUUUAUACCACUCAUGUGGCUACAUUUUUUUGAGUUCUUUUUUUGAUAUGUCAUAAUAAAUUAAU